AACUUUCCUCUUGUGGAGGUUGAAGUCCUUUUUUCUUGAAUGAGUUACUUCUUCGGGGAACAAUCAGCCAGCCAGGUUGCUGAAUUCGUUCAGACAAACUAUUUAACGUGUGUCGCCUUCUCUGGUGGCCUAGCUGGAAUCGUCCACUCAUUUGACUUGGUUAAACUUCUUCGUUAGAAGAAGGGGUUUCAGUCUUUCAGACUUUCAGUUCUCAUAACUCUAAAGAAUCAAACAGAAAACUAGGGUUUCUUUCUCACCCAAAAAGAAAACAAAGAAUUAGGGUUUCCAUUAAUCUCUUCAUCAACACUUGUCUUCUAGUUCUACAGUAUACUAUCGCUUUCUCAAUUUAAACUCUUUUGCAUAACACAGAGAAGGGGGAGGAAAAUGGUGGUUGCAUCGGGCAAACCUUUUGCCAAGGAGAUGGCUAUACGGAGGAGAAUCUUGAACAUAUACAAUAAGAGAGAUGAAGACUUUUCCUCAUUAAGAGAAUACAAUGAUUAUCUAGAAGAAGUGGAGGACAUGACAACUAACUUGAUCAAUGGCAUAGAUGUAGCUGCUAUCGAAGCUAAAAUUGCCCAAUACAAGAAAGACAAUGCUGAACAGAUAACUCUUUCUCAAGCUCGCAAGGCAGAGGAGUUAGCAGCAGCGUUACAAGCAAGCAAAGGAGGAGGAGCUGUCAUGCAGAGUGGUGAUGCAAAUAAUGGGGACAUGAAUCAGAGCUCUCUAGGUUUUACUGGGCAGUACGUGCCAGCAGUCACUGGGGCAAUAGGUCAACCGCGGCCAACAGGCAUGGCCCCGCAACCUGUUCCAUUAGGUCAUGAUGUGCAUGGUUAUGCAGUUGACAAUGAGGAAAUGAUGAGGCUCAGAGAAGAGAGAGGUGGAAGGGCCGGAGGGUGGAGUACACAACUAAGCAGGAAAAGGGCACUUGUGGAAGCCUUCAGCAGCAUUUGGGUAUGAUUUUUUCUCCUUAGUUUUUGACCUGUGUGCAAGAAUUGCAAAUCUUUCUUUUGGGUAAAGAAAGAGGAAGUGUCGAUUUUGUUGUCGACACUUGACAGUGUUUGCUCAAGUAAUGUUUCAGGGAUAAAUACUGAUCAAGUAGACAAGCGUACACCAAAUCUUAAACUUUAGUUGUAGUCUAGUGUUUACCAUGAUGUCUCUCAUGCAAAGCAUCUGAAUAGAACAUAUAUCGAUUACCAGUUUAUAUAUUUGCAUAGGUUGAAAGAUUUUUGUUUUUACAUAUAAUGAGGGUUUCAUAUGAAGCUUCAAAACAAAAGAAAACUAUCACUGUCUCUUUCUGUUUUUCCCUUGUGGUGAUAUGUAAUCAGAUAAAGAUUCAUGACUGUGGGAGGGCAUAAUCUGA
Molecule: messenger RNA, 1360 nt
Organism: Papaver somniferum (opium poppy)
Lineage: Eukaryota; Viridiplantae; Streptophyta; Magnoliopsida; Ranunculales; Papaveraceae
Exons: 1
Coding region: 385-957 (190 amino acids)
Biological process (GO): DNA repair; regulation of cyclin-dependent protein serine/threonine kinase activity; regulation of transcription by RNA polymerase II
Cellular component (GO): transcription factor TFIIH holo complex
Source: RefSeq, a predicted model, not a curated record